Messenger RNA from Magnolia sinica, 1639 nucleotides. RefSeq lists its product as uncharacterized. Bases 1 to 735 code for a protein of 244 amino acids. NCBI's taxonomy places the organism in Eukaryota, Viridiplantae, Streptophyta, Magnoliopsida, Magnoliales, Magnoliaceae. The transcript is spliced from 3 exons. The record is from RefSeq and is a predicted model, not a curated record.
AUGCCUCUUUCUUCUUCCGCUGCUGCUGUUGGUCUUGCUACUGAUGCUAUGAGAAAUCUCUCCAUUUCGCUUUCUUCUUAUCCUUCUCCUGCUGUUGUUGACGGAAUCGAAGGAGAAAGGAAUGGUGGUGAUGGGAGAUACCAUUUUGGUCUACAAUUGGAUCUGUCCAUUGAGCGCGAGCAAGCUUUCCGAAUAGACGUAAUAAAAAACAAAGGCAGAGAUAGAAGCAUUCCUUUAGAACAAACGCUUGAAAUUCUGAAAUACAUCUCCAACGAAGGAGAAGCCGCACACAAGAGGUUGAAGGAAUCUGCCAUGAAAGUAGCUAGAUAUAACCCCAUCAACACCCGCUCUUCUACCGAAUUCCAACAGUCUCCAAAGGAGCUAGCUUUCUACAGAAGGGGAGAAAUUGUAGAGAGAAGGGCCCGUUCACUGCCGCCGCUGCUAUUCCAUGACAAUGACGACAACAACGGCGGCCUUGGACCCUCAAUUUCUUCCAUUGUGACAGAGGGGCUUCCAAAGAGGUCGAAUCUCAUGGAAACGAAGAGGAAAUCGUCAAAAGCAAGUGAUAAUGCCAGCUUGCUGACACAACCUCACGGUAGUCAGCCAUCGUUGUUGCAGUCGGUUGAGCUACGAUGCCACAUUUGCCAAGUGCACUGCAUGUCUGCAUUCAACCUCCAAGAACACUUUCAAGGAAAGAAACAUCAAGAGAAGUGCAGACAGUAUGAUCAACAGUGACCACCAUACGAACAACUGGUCGCUUUACGUUGCAAUGUCUGCCACAUGACCUGUUCAAGCACAGACGAUCUCCACAAACACUUUCAAGGCAAAAAACAUUUGGAGAUGUGUGAAGAGUACGACCGGAAACAACCACCAAAUCGACAAUUGGCCAACCUUCACUGUGAUAUAUGCGACGUGAGUUGCCCAAGCGAUUUUCACCUCUACCAACAUCAGCACGGAUCAAAACACAUGUCCAAGUGCAGGGACUUGUGCUCUGGGGAAGAAAACAAGAUCAUGUGGUGUGCUGUGUGUCGUAUCUCAUGUCCAAACAUGACAUCUUUGAUGCAACAUAGGUGGGGAAAGAGGCAUAUCACACAGCUCUAUGCAGGUAGAGGUAGUGAGGUUGCAACAUAUGAUGGUGAAAAAGAAGAAAUAGAGGAAGGUAAGCCUAAGAGGUUUAAAGAAUGGGUGUCAAAGUGAAAAAUGAGUUCAAAGCAAAGGUAAGAAACGAGUAAUAAUGACCUUAAAAUGUUCACUUACAUUCAAAUGCAUAUGAUGCUCUUGCGCAUUCAAAAUUCUGGCCAUCAAUGCACAUUGCACGGUUGGGAUGAUGGCGCUAAACUUAAGUUGUAACUGGUUGCUAGAGGUGGAAACCACUUGAGAGAAGUCUACAGCCCAUAUACGUAUUAAAAAAAUGAGAGGUCUUUUGAGGUGGAAACCAGUGGAGUGGUCCACGGCCCAUGCUACCCCAAAAAAAAAAAAAACCACUCCCUCUCCCUCGUAUCCAAAGAAGAAUUGUGUUUUUUUUUUAGAUGCUAUUGGUAAAAGACUCAUUUGGAGCUUUUGAACUGUGGAGCCAUGAAAUCAAUCAAGAUGGAAAAUCCUUACAAAAAUAUUUGAGAAUCUUGAGUUUUAGUGAUCA